CGCCCCGCGCCGGCGCUCUCCGGGCAGCCAUGUGGGCUUCGACUCUCCGAGUGUGGGGGCUUCGCGAGAGGCUCCCGGCGCUGCUCGGCGGACGGCAAGCGGCUCUUCUUCCGGGAGAUGCCCGGGGCGUGCAUAGCUCGCCAGUCCCAUGUGGCAAGAACCUGCUCAAGAAAUUUGCUUCGAAAACCAAAAAGAAGUUUUGGUAUGAAGGUCCUUCCUUGGGCUCUCACUUGACGUACAAGCCGUCCCGGGUGGAGUCCCUAACGAGGAGCACCUCCGGGAAAACCAGGAAGGAGGACCAGGUGCGCCUGAGGGCCCUGAACGGCCUCCUCUACAAAGCGCUGACCGACCUGCUGUGCACCCCUGAAGUGAGCCAGGAGGUGUGCGACCUGAACGUGCAGCUCUCCAAGGUCUCCCUGACUUCAGACUUCUCGGCCUGCCGCGUGUACUGGAGGGCCACCGUCUCCGCCGAGCAGAACGCGCACGCAGAGGCCGCCCUGCGGAGGAGCGCCGCACACAUGAGGCAUAUUUUGAUGUCCCAGCAGACCCUGAGGAAUGUGCCACCAAUAGUGUUCCUUCAGGACAAAAGAAGUGCAGUUCUAGCUGAGGUUGAUCGGUUACUGGCAAGUGCUGACUUUGGGCCCCCAGAGGAAAGAGAAGACUGUGUGCACAGUGAUGCCAGGGACUGUGGGGCCCUGGACGCCCCUUCGCCACGCAGCACCCCGGGCUCUACCGCCUGCUCCAGUCUGUGUGGGAUCGAUCACGAGGCGCUCAACAAACAGAUCAUGGAGUACAAGAGGAGGAAAGAGCGAGGGCACAGGGGCGAGCGCCCUGCGGAUCCACUGACACACACCGGAGAGGGAAAGGCGGCAGCCGCGCCCUGUGCGGAUGGCGGCCUCUCCCGCGGGAACCACCUGUUGGAGGCAGCGAGCGACCACCCGGACCCUGACCUGGAGGGCUCCUGGGGUGCAGGACGGGUGGAGGUGACCGAGGGGUGUGGGGCUCCGCUGCGCGGAACGGCGGUCCCACAGCCCAGCGGACUCGUAACUCAGCCUGAGAAGCAAGGGGCUGUGGGACCAGUCAGGCCUCCUGGUUCCGCUUCUCACGCCUGGCGGCUCCCAGCGAGGAAAGCAGAGCGUCGCCGUGUUUGCACGUGUUUCCGCUCACGCCCUAAGCGCUGUCCUCCUGGGUGACGUUGGAAAGGCCCCGAGUCUAGUUGCCCCGCGGGCAGGACAGCUGCCGUGUGGCUCAAGAUUGUUGGAAGGAAGUGAAAUAAACCCUCCUCCGGGUCCGACCCAGAGCAGCGUGCUUGUGGGUGUGGAGCCCCCACGUUUCCCAAGCAGCAUCAGCGUGAGAUCCUGAGAAGGGCGUCAGCGCGGUUUGGAUGGUGAGACGUGUGUUAGUGAGACGGUGCAGGGAGGCUCGGGACUUGGCUUUUGUAAACCGCAUCAGGAAGGGAGCACUGCUGUCACCUUGGCACCUUCUGUGUAGGUGCCUGGGGCCAGGGCCGGUGCCCAGCAGGCAGGCGGCCCCUCUGGGAGGGCCUGUCACAGGACAUGGGCAGACCACGGCGAGGUCUAGGCAUGUAGCUGUCUGGUGGCAUUUGUGUGACUCUGUCCUGGAAGGUACACGCAGCCACGCAUGUGGAGCAGUUUACCUGGGAGUGCAGGUGCUGAUGUGCAGACUGUCACCUUGUGAAAACACACGCGCUUUGCCCGAACCGGCGGUGGGAGGACACAACUUGCGCCUGCUGUCUUGAAAGGGGAGCUCGUCUGCCGUAUUUCCCAGAGGUGGGGACGUGCUGUGCAGGGCCACUCGGGAGCUUCAGGGUCACUCAGGAGACUGAGGGAGAGGGGAGGUGUGGCCUCUGCAGGAAUGAAUGGCCGAGGCUGGACCGCGGGAGUAAUUCCAGCAGCCUCUGGGCUAUCGCAGUGCUUUCUGCUUGUUGGGUCCUGGCCCUGGGGGGGAUGUGCAGCGGAGGGAGUCCUGGCUGGUGUGCGAGAGUGAGAUAAAGGAGGUGUUUGGGAGUGUGGGCUCCGGAUUGGUGGGUUUGCAUAUAAAAGGUGAGUUCACAGGGGAAUGGUCUGCUGUCUUUAGGAAUUAGCCUUGGGAGGGGCAGUCUGUCCGCAGCCAACAAAGUUCCCGAGAUGUUAAAACAUCACAGAUACGUAGCAUGAAAGCCAUGACUAAUACAGACCCUGCAGCACCAACCAGCCCGCUCUGCUGACCGCACAUCUGGCGCCCGCUGCAGAAGGCGCCCAGACGUCGGUGCUGAGCCUCGGGCACACGGCCUGGAUUCCUGGGUCAGGAGUGCAGUGUGCCGAGAAUGGGGACGUGCCUGUUGGCGUUCCGUGUCAGAGCGAUGGGGACUGGGAGAGGCCGGCGCAGGCUGGCCCUUUUCUCUCUUCCACUUGUGCGUCCAGACUCAGUUCUGUCAGAAGUCAACAAAUGGCAGGAAAAAGGUGUGUUUGCAGACCUGGGAAAUUCUGUGCUCGGUGCUCCUACAGGUACCCUUAAGUUCUCCCCGUGAGUAUGGUUUGAGACCAGAAACGGGGCAAGACUAGAGCAGAGACGGAGGUUUUACAGGGUUAGAGGUGAUGGUAACAGCGUCUGUUCGCUGCUGGCAUGUAGUUCCCUGCCCGUGUUUCCGGGAUCCAUCGUCUCUUUGGUACGAAAAGAAACCUCACUAACCACAGGACUUCUGAGGACAGAGGGUGCAUCCUCGCUCACCUUGGAUUUUGUUAAAAGGACUUGGAACUUCAGUUAAAGUGCGUUCAGGGAGCUUCUGGGUUGGUGCAGGUGGAGACUUGGCGUGUGCGCGUGGCCGCUCCCUGCCUUCCCUGCUGCUUCCGUGGAAGAGCCUUGGUUUUCAGUCGUUGAACGUUGUCUUCGUGUCCAGAAGGGUUUCCUCCCUCGAGGAAGGAACGUCCUGGCCGUCUAGGUCCUGUCAGUAAACUUCAGAGUAUCUCCACCUUUCUUACGGCAUCUUCUCUGUUCAAGAGUUUGUGGUACGUGCUUUUUUUUUUUUUUUU
This is a messenger RNA of Hyaena hyaena (striped hyena), 3032 nucleotides long. RefSeq names its product ribosome binding factor A (gene RBFA). The record is from RefSeq and is a predicted model, not a curated record. Gene Ontology annotation, biological process: rRNA processing. NCBI's taxonomy places the organism in Eukaryota, Metazoa, Chordata, Mammalia, Carnivora, Hyaenidae.